UAUUUACCUUGAGGGCUAGUUCUAUUAUUUAGUAGCUCUUCUUGAUCGUCAAGAUUGUAGGCGUCACACUUGUCUUCCGUGGCAUACAUGCUGCACAACUGUCCCUCCUAGCCUAGUCCGUGUAAAUUUAUCGCAUUGGCACGCGUCCCUUCUGGCUACAUUGGCCGACGUCUUAUACGUUGUACCCGUGGCAAGACAUGCUUUCUGAUGGGAUCGAGCCGUUAUUCUAGCCCGCUGCGUGCAAUAAUAGCGGCCCUAAGUAACUUCAGCAGUGAUGCGGGCCGCUGGGCAUUGGCCUCGAGGCUGCAAAGCAAUGCUUCUGUGAGUACAAUUUCACAAGCCCUGAAGAUCGGAACCUGUCCUGUUGAGUCACGACAUGCACACAGAAAAAGAACUAGAAUGCAUGUACAUAAGACUGACCCCGGUGAACCCUCCCGUUCUUUUUUUGGUUUCGUUCCUCGAACUAUGAGAUUGGUAAGAGCUCAACUGAGUUACCAUGGAUGUACAGUCGAUCAGUCGAUCGAUCACCGCAUGGCCUACUUACGGACACGGUGCAGCUGUAUCGAAGGGCAGGUUGCACGAGUCGCACUCAGAAUUACUUACCAGGGUCGAUUUUGCGGUGUAUUACAUGUACCCUUCUAUUAUGUAAUCACAUUCGAUCCACACGCGUCCUGUCUUUCGGACGUGUCGGUAGACUGUAGGUUUAUGGGCAAACUUGACUGUUUCUCUCCGCGCAGGCCAGCUCCUUCCGAUAUCAAACAGUAUAAAGUCGAUCCCUCUCAAGACACGGUCAUGCCCACCUUAAUACACCACCUCUUUUUGAGACUCCUCACCAGUCUUGGAAUGGCUUCACAAUUCCGAACUCCAGUGGAUGGUCUAUUCGAAGAUCAGAUGUCCCACUUCACCACCAGCUGGUGGGAGCGUGUUAUUCGAGGAGACGAUAACGCAGCACGAUGUUACGUUGAGAAGGUCUGCUGGCACAAGCAAUCUUCUACUGUGCAACAUGAGUUCCUUCAAUUCGAUAUACUGUCUAUGGAUGGACGCUACAAGUCAACCGUCGUAGCUGAGCGGGGAAAAGAUCGUACCAAUUCAGAUAGAACGCGAGAAUUUGCCACGCGCUCUCCCCCUACAGACACUACCGUUACUGCGAACCAUCCCACUGUCACGGACCCCACUGCUACUGAAAACUUCCCAGCGGUUGUGAUCCCCGCCUCUUCUGCGAAUGUUGCCCCUUCUGCGGACUCCACAGCACCAGGUCACAACGGUAACAUUUUGUCUUCAUUAGGUUCAAGUAAACCAUCCAUUGAAGCGGAUGACACCGUGUAUUCCGCGGCGUUCGGCAGUCCAGGUGCCAUUAAAUUGGCCGUGAAGUGUACCGCCGCAAUUUGUCUUCGUACGCUGACGUUCCCCAAAGGCAGUGUUCGACCAUCUGCCCAUGAAUUGUCGACGCUGCUCGCUGUGACAUCGAAUCACAUACUGGUAUACAAUUUGAUUGAAAGCCAGUGUUACUGGUUCUCCGAGACGGUUUUUAAGGCACUCAAGUGCCUAUUUCCGCACGCGAGAGAAGAUAUCCAGUCGGAUCGAGCGGGGAGAUGGCGUGGUGUGGCGAUACCAACUGCUGAGAGUGUAGACGCGGUGUGUGCUGAAUAUCGUGCAAAAAACACUUGUUUGCUGGAGGAAGCUGAACGAAAACGACGAACUGGGCAGCAGAUUGUGGAAGAGCGUGAUCAGGCUUUGGCAGAGCGAGAUGCUAUGGCAGAAGCUUUGGCAGAAGCUUUGGCGGAGCGGGAUCGGGCUAUGACGGAAGCUCUAGCGAAGCAAGCACAAUUGGAGGCGCAACUUAGUCGGAUGAGGGAAGGCUUCAGGGAAUGA
This is a messenger RNA of Pisolithus orientalis, 1872 nucleotides long. RefSeq lists its product as uncharacterized. NCBI's taxonomy places the organism in Eukaryota, Fungi, Basidiomycota, Agaricomycetes, Boletales, Pisolithaceae. The transcript has 5 exons. Bases 400 to 1872 code for a protein of 490 amino acids. The record is from RefSeq and is a predicted model, not a curated record.